This is a messenger RNA of Neoarius graeffei (lesser salmon catfish), 570 nucleotides long. It is a transcript of the gene stmn4, whose product is annotated as stathmin-like 4. Gene Ontology annotation, biological process: neuron projection development; regulation of microtubule polymerization or depolymerization; microtubule depolymerization. Gene Ontology annotation, cellular component: neuron projection; cytoplasm. The coding region runs from base 4 to 570 and encodes 188 amino acids. The record is from RefSeq and is a predicted model, not a curated record. The transcript is spliced from 5 exons. Gene Ontology annotation, molecular function: tubulin binding. NCBI's taxonomy places the organism in Eukaryota, Metazoa, Chordata, Actinopteri, Siluriformes, Ariidae.
AGUAUGACCCUGGCAGCAUAUCGAGACAAACUGAAGGAGCUCCCUCUAGUGUCACUGUUCUGCUCUUGCAUCAAGGCAGACAUUACAGAGAAGCCGACCUACAAAGCUGAAGAUGCAGUGGACCUGAACUGGUGUGAGAUCAAGGAUGUAGAAGUGAUCGAGCUGAACAAGCGUGCAUCAGGCCAGGCAUUUGAAGUGAUCCUGAAGCCCCCUUCGUUUGACGGUGUGCCCGAGCUGAAUGCCUCCAUGCCACACCGCAAGGACCCCUCACUGGAGGAGAUCCAGAAGAAGCUGGAAGCUGCUGAGGAGAGACGGAAGUUCCAGGAGGCAGAGCUGCUGAAGCACCUGGCUGAGAAGCGAGAGCACGAGAGGGAGGUCAUCCAGAAGGCCUUCGAGGAGAACAACAACUUCAUCAAGAACGCAAAGGAGAAGCUGGAACAGAAGAUGGAGACCAACAAAGAGAACCGUGAGGCCCUGCUGGCUGCCAUGCUGGAGAGACUUCAGGAAAAGGACAAGCAUGCAGAAGAGGUGAGGAAGAAUAAAGAGCUGAAGGAGGAAGCAUGCCGAUAA